AUAGUUUUAUUUCAUCAAAAAAUCAAGUCUAACUUUUGAAAAUUUCCCUAAAAUGUUUGGUUUGGUUUUGAACCUGCGUAGCGUGAAGCAGAAACUAGGAUGAAUCUUCUAGAUUCAGAAAUCGGAGAGAAAAUCAGAGUUGAGAUCGAUAAAUUGAGAGAAGAUUUAGGAUCACAACUUAGCAAUGCAAACCAAACCUCAUCUAGUCGGGAGUCAGAGGUUCGUGAUGAACUGCGUGAAUUGAGUUCUGAACUAAGAACAUUGUUCGGUAAAAUGGAAACUAUCUCCACACAACUCGAAGAUGUUCAGGAGAAGAUGUAUGAUUUCGAGCAGAAUAAGAGAAAUAAUCUGAUCUUUUACGGGCUGUACCAAGAAUUUAAAGAAAAUCAGGAAACCCUUAGGCAAAAAAUUGUCAGUUUAUUGAAGCAAGAUUUGAAUAUUAGACGCGAUCUACCAAUUGUCAAAGCAACGAGAAUAUACACAGGUCCAGAAGUCCAAGGGACCCGACCUGUUCUUGUAACAUUCGAAAACUUUAAGGAUAGAGAGGAUGUUCUAAAAAAUUCCAAGGUACUGAAAAAAUCAGCUGUAACCGUAACAGAAGACUUGUCUAAGAGAACUAGAGAAAGCAGACAAGAGCUACGGAGGUUUAUGAGACAGAUAAAGAAGAAAGCCCCUGAACGAGUAUGCAGACUGGAAUAUGAUAAACUCUACCUAGAUCAUAAAAUAUAUGUUUGGAAUGAUAUACGCGGCCAGGUCGUUGAAAUCUCCGAGGUUGAGAAGGUUCAAGAUUCAGGUUUCAGAUCCAACUCCGCUGCUCCUCCCAGGGGAGGUUUAGCCCGAGGGUUGAGCCUAUCCUCUCCUAAUGUAUCCGGGGACCCAGAUCUUCUGGAUAGAAUCAGAGGACUAGAGAGACAGAUACAGAUACAGCAGAGCAUUAUCAGUGAACAAAGGCAGCAGAUAGCAACUACAGGAGACGGUGCAGCUUCUAUAGGAAUGGCAGCUGUUGAAGAAGCAGCUAACGUGGGAAAAGCAGUUGAGGAUGAGCAGCAAAUAAACGGGAUAAUAUCCUCAGAUGAAAAAAGGUGUACAGAUUCCCCAGAGGGGGUUCAGAAUGGAGAAGAAUAACAUUUUACAUCACUGAUUUUGUAAAAGAAUACCGAUUUUAGAAUUGAAUAAACAUUUUAAAAAGUCCA
Molecule: messenger RNA, 1193 nt
Organism: Eurytemora carolleeae
Lineage: Eukaryota; Metazoa; Arthropoda; Copepoda; Calanoida; Temoridae
Exons: 11
Coding region: 100-1125 (341 amino acids)
Source: RefSeq, a predicted model, not a curated record